Molecule: messenger RNA, 1870 nt
Organism: Aspergillus heteromorphus CBS 117.55
Lineage: Eukaryota; Fungi; Ascomycota; Eurotiomycetes; Eurotiales; Aspergillaceae
Product: kelch repeat protein
Exons: 5
Coding region: 1-1851 (616 amino acids)
Cellular component (GO): cell cortex of cell tip
Molecular function (GO): protein binding
Source: RefSeq, a predicted model, not a curated record
AUGAGGGUGCCGGUGUUGCUUCAGAUUGUCCUGCUGUACAUCUCCCUCGCUGUCGCGCGGAAGUACUGUACCCGGACGUUCCACUCUUGUGAGUCUCGCACCGCAUGCCCGAAUCACUCGGUCGCGACGGUACUAACUGGUCUUGGUGCUUAUCUAGCGAUCGUCAACAACCAGACGUUGUUCAUUGACGGCGGGGAGGUCCGCUAUGUCGAAGCGAAUGAUAGCAUCGCCGCGUAUGCGAUCCGCGAUCUGCAAUCCAUCGACGCCUCGAAGUCCUUCUCGAAUACCGACUCCGAUCUGUUCACUAUCAUCGAGAAACCGUAUAAUGCGUCCGAUCCGGACGCCUAUCCGACAUUUCUCGAUGAGGGGUCCUCGUUCAACGACGGCGAGAAUCUGUAUUUCUAUGGUGGAUAUAUAAGUGGUCGGGACGGACCGAAGGAGGUCCCGCCUGUCGAGACGUGGAAGUACAACAUCCAGGGCAACAACUGGACGCGCGAUGGAUUUGGGGGCGUGCCGCUUGUUCGUCUGGCUGAAGGAGGGGCUGUAGUGUCGCAAAAUCAGAAUAAGGGGUACUAUUUGGGCGGCAUCGAAGACCCUGGCGGCAAUCCGACUGUUUAUGGUACGCCGGACGCCGAUGUCCAGAUCGUUAGUGGCUUGUUGGUACUUGAUCAGUCCACGCUCACGUGGUCGAACCUGUCGACGGAGGAGAUGAAUGACUAUGGGACGAUUGGAGCGGGGUAUGUGAAUAUCCUUGACGAUGUUGGCGACGAAGGACUGCUGGUGGCGUUCGGCGGGUAUAAGUAUCCUGUUGGGAGUAAGCUUUCCUUGCUAUGUGCCGAGCAGAAGAAUGCUACACACCAUAACCCCAUGGAGUAUGUCACCCUAUACGACAUCGCGAACCAGACGUGGUACACGCAGCGGACGUCUGGGGAUGUUCCCACCUGGCGAAUGGCCGGCUGCAGUACCAUGGUGGCAGCGGCUGACCGGUCAUCGUUCUCCAUCUAUAUGUUUGGCGGGAUGGGCGAAACGACGGCAAAGUCCGACGGCGAUGUCUAUGUCCUCUCUCUGCCGUCAUUCAUCUGGAUCCGCGUCAACGAGGGCAGCAGUGUCCGGGAAAAGCACACAUGCAACAUCCUCGGAAAGCACACGAUGGUCGUGGUCGGGGGCACCAUUCCCACCGACAGCUCAGAGUACGAGCCGGAGCCGGCGAACUGUGAUUCGGGCGCAUUUGAGAACGGCAUCGCGAUCUUCGAUCUGCGGGAUCAUACCUGGCUCACCGACUACAACGCUGAGGACCAAGGCGAGUACACGCUCAAUUCGGUGAUUACCGAUGUCAUCGGUGGAAGCUCCACUGGCGGAGCCAACGUCACCCAACCCAAGUAUGGCUUCAACAACACGGCCCUGGCGACCAUGUUUGAAAAGGCGAUCAUCACCUCUACCGCCAACACAACUGCAGCAAAUGCCACGGCUGUUGCCACGUCGAUAUCGAACUCGACCUCAACAAGCAGCAGCAGCAGCAGCACAUCCAGCUCCAAGGGCGGCGCACUGUCCGCGGGCGCCAUCGCAGGUGUCACGGUUGGUGUAGUCGCCGGCGCAGCUGCCAUUGCGGGGCUGGUCUUCUUUUUAAUCAAGCGGAAGCGUUCCCAGGUGCAGGAAGACGCUGCAGUGGCUUACCCGUCGGCCCCGUCGCCUCAGGGCCGUUUUGCAGAGCUCACUGGCGGGCACGAGGGGUACGAGCUCGGAUUGGAGGCGAAGGCCAGCGAUGAUGCUCGACAGGCUAGCAAUAAAUGGUGGCAGAACACGCCGAAUAUCGCGGAGAUGGAUGGCGCGGUGAUGUACGAGAAGGAAUGAGGGCGUUUCAUUUCACUGG